AUGGAGGAAUGCUUGAACAGUACAGGAAACAUGUUCUACAUUUCAGCAUUUUCCAUCUCGAAAACUGGACAAUGUCUCCUUUUCAUUGCAGUUCUAUUGAUGUAUUUGAUGUCCAUUGUUGGAAACAUGACCAUUGUUCUGUUGGUAUGUCUGGAUCCCCAUCUUCAUACUCCAAUGUAUUUCUUCUUGAGUAAUCUUGCUAUUAGUGAUGUUAUAUAUGUUUCAGUUACUCUUCCAAAGCUGCUCUUCAUACUCCUAACACAAGACCAUUGGAUUUCUUUCUCUGCCUGUAUGACUCAGUUGUACUUCUUCUCAUUGUCAGCUGCUUCUGAUGUAUUUGUACUGACCUCCAUGUCCUAUGACCGAUACGUAGCGAUCUGUAAACCAUUACAAUAUCCCUUACUUAUGAGUAAAGAUGUAUGCAUCUCAUUGGCUCUGUUUACUUGGCUUAUAUCUGCGAUUAAUGCAAUAAUCAAUUUGUUAUCCACUUCUCUGUUGUCCUUCUGUCACACUCAAAAGGUUGACCAUUUGUUUUGUGAUCAUAAAGCACUGUAUGCAAUAACCUCUAGUGAUGCUACAAGCAGAAAUAUACUUCUGUUAUGUCAGGAUGUAGUGUUGGCAUCUUUUCCUUUUCUGCUUAUUAUGACCUCCUACGUGUUCAUCAUCUCCACCAUACUGAAAAUUCGUUCCUCGGAGGGAAGACUGAAAGCUUAUUCCAGUUGCACCUCCCACCUCACCACAGUAAUAUUAUUCUAUGUUCCAAUCAUUAUAAUUUAUGGCAAACCAGAAUCUGAAGGUUCCAAGGAACUGGACAAGUUGCUGACCUUGCUUUAUAUGGCGGUGGUUCCAAUGCUCAACCCGUUUGUCUACACUUUGAGGAACAAAGAAAUCUUAAAUGCUAUAAUAAGUAUAAAAAGAAAGAGGAGCAUGAUUUUCACAAAAUAAUUUUUCAGCAGAUACUUUAGCUUAUCUAUUUUAUCAGAGCCAGCAUAUUAUACCAUGGAUUCCGCAAGGUGUUGAAAACCCAAUUCAGGGAUUUUGU
Rana temporaria (common frog) is the source of this 1042-nucleotide messenger RNA. RefSeq names its product olfactory receptor 50-like. Gene Ontology annotation, cellular component: membrane. The record is from RefSeq and is a predicted model, not a curated record. Gene Ontology annotation, biological process: G protein-coupled receptor signaling pathway. The transcript has a single exon. Bases 1 to 945 code for a protein of 314 amino acids. Gene Ontology annotation, molecular function: olfactory receptor activity; G protein-coupled receptor activity. Lineage: Eukaryota; Metazoa; Chordata; Amphibia; Anura; Ranidae.